This is a messenger RNA of Trichoderma gamsii, 1752 nucleotides long. RefSeq lists its product as hypothetical. The transcript is spliced from 3 exons. The coding region runs from base 1 to 1752 and encodes 583 amino acids. Gene Ontology annotation, biological process: transmembrane transport; intracellular polyamine homeostasis. The record is from RefSeq and is a predicted model, not a curated record. Gene Ontology annotation, molecular function: polyamine transmembrane transporter activity. Lineage: Eukaryota; Fungi; Ascomycota; Sordariomycetes; Hypocreales; Hypocreaceae.
AUGUCUUCAACUCCUGAUCCAGAAAAGGCCGAUGGCUCAACGUCCCCUACUCCAUCAAUCCACUCCUCCAACGACACCAUCACCACCGCACACUCAGACGAGCACGGCAGCGACGAAAAGAAGACUGCACGCGAGCACAUCACUGAAAACGACUCAGAACUACACCAUGACUCUCUGGUACCAACAAUCAGCCUUGCCACAGCAGCGCAAGCCCCAGCAACGGAACAGGAAGCUGCCCGGUCGCGAUCCCGAGCUUCAACCACCCGUUCCAAGACUCUCAACAUUGUUCCUCGCUCUCAGCGACGCGGGUUACUGAGUCGAUUUUCCGUUGUUCCUGAAGCUGAGAGUCCGUAUGAGUACAAGAACUCGACUAAAUGGGGCAUCACCUUGACUAUUGCUCUUGCUACUGCGGCUGCUCCGCUGGGCUCUUCCAUCUUUUAUCCCGCUCUUCCUGAAAUGACGAGAAAACUCAACACCACCGAAGACAUCGCCAACCUUUCCGUCGCCCUCUACAUGAUCUCCAUGUCCAUCUUCCCCCUCUGGUGGUCCUCCUUCUCCGAGCAAUUCGGCCGCCGCUCCAUCUACAUCAUUUCCUUCACUCUCUUCCUCAUCUUCGCCAUCGUCUCCGCCGUCUCCACCAACAUCGCCAUGCUCAUCGUCUUCCGCAUCUUCACCGGCGGCGCCUCCGCCUCCGUGCAAGCCGUCGGCGCCGGCACCAUUGCCGACAUCUGGGAAUCGCACGAGCGCGGCCGUGCCAUGGGCAUCUUCUAUCUCGGGCCGCUGCUUGCACCCCUGAUUGCGCCCAUUGUGGGAGGAGCCUUAGCCCAGGCGUUUGGCUGGAAGGCUACGAUGUGGUUCCUCGCCAUCUACGGACUUGUUAUCUUGGCCAUGCUAAUCUUCCUUUUGCCUGAGACGCUGGCACGGAAGAAGCAGGAAGAGGCCAUCGCUGACACUGAACCAACUGCUGAAUCUAUCCGCCGCAUGACGACCAGAGAAUCCGCCAAAGUUCAGACCAAGAAACUGGCUGCAAGCGCCAAGCGCAUCUUCCUCGACCCCCUCAGCGUGCUGCUCUUCCUCCGCUUCCCUCCCGUCUUCAUCACCGUCUUCACCGCCGCAAUCGCCUUUGGAGCGCUAUUCAUCUCCAACAUUUCCAUCCAGCAAAAGUUCUCUCAGCCCCCUUACAACUACAGCCAGAUCAUUGUUGGUCUGCUCUACCUCCCCGCUGGCCUGGGCUACUUUAUCGCCUCCAUCUUUGGCGGCAGAUGGAUUGACAGAAUCAUGACCCAGCAAGCCAUCAAGGCAAAUCGCUAUGACGAAAACGGCAAACUCAUUUUCUUGCCCGAGGACCGCUUCAGGGAGAACAUGUGGCUGGCUAACACCAUGUAUCCCAUCGGGUUGCUGAUAUACGGAUGGACACUCAACUAUGGAGUCAUCUUCAUCGUUCCUGCUAUUGGCAGCUUCAUUUUCGGAGCUGCAUCUAUGCUUGUUUUUUCUGCUGCCACCACCAUGCUCACGGAAUUUGUCCGCAAGAAGAGUUCCGCUGGCGUUGCCGUCAACAAUUUUGUUCGCAACAUCCUCAGUUGCGUCGGCGUCAUCGUUGCAGCUCCAUGGAUCAACGCCAUAGGUGUAGGCUGGGUAUUUACAACAGUCUCUUUGUUUUGUAUGGUUGCUGGCUAUAUUGGCAUUUGGACAUUGAGGAGAAAUGCCGCUCGGUGGAGGAAAGACAUGGACGAGGCGAUGAAGGAUAUGUAA